Messenger RNA from Plasmopara halstedii, 7455 nucleotides. RefSeq names its product Inositol polyphosphate 5-phosphatase and related proteins. The transcript has 3 exons. NCBI's taxonomy places the organism in Eukaryota, Oomycota, Peronosporomycetes, Peronosporales, Peronosporaceae. The record is from RefSeq and is a predicted model, not a curated record. Bases 1 to 7455 code for a protein of 2484 amino acids. Gene Ontology annotation, molecular function: phosphatase activity; protein binding. Gene Ontology annotation, biological process: plasma membrane organization; phosphatidylinositol dephosphorylation.
AUGGCAUCUCUUGGCGGUGUUAGUGUAAAAGUCGUCGAAGCUCGUGGCAUUCUUGCUGGCAACAUGAGCGGUACGAGUGAUCCAUAUGUGACUAUCACUCUUCUUGAUUCAAAGGGCGCUGUAAUGCCAGCGGGUGGGACGUUUAAGACGAACGUUAAGAAGAAAACUUUAAGUCCGUCGUGGAACGAGACAUUUAUCGUAGCUGAUAAACUCGAUCUUCGUAUUGUUUCAACGUUACGACUACUAUUGCGUGAUGAAGAUAGUACAUUCUUAAGCGGUGAUGUGCUAGGUGUUGUUGAUAUUCCUGUAUCGCUUUUAAUUCAGCUUCAAGAGCCUCUGGAUAAUUGGUUUCAACUUACAAAGCAUGAAAAGAUGAAAAAAGAUUCAAAGGGAGAACUUCAUCUUGUAUUAGAACGAGUCGUUCAUGAAGAAUCGAUGGCUGGGAGAGGUACAGGUGUAAACAUCAAUCCAGAGCUCGAGAUGAAGCCUAAAAAUGUGAGCACUGAGCCACCAAAUCUACUUUACGUGACACUAAAGUCGGGUUAUAAUUUACUUGGAAUGGACAAUAAUGGCACGAGUAGUGAUCCAAUUGUCUUUUUAUCAUUUAAUGGACAGAAACACGAGUCAACAAAGAAAGAAAAGACACUCAAACCUCAAUGGAAUGAGAAAUUUGGAUUCUUUGCUCCUGAUGUCAAGAAAAAAUUGUCACUUCUAGUUGAAGAUUAUGACGUAACGAUUAAUGAUUUUAUAGGUAAAGCAGAAGUGUCGUUGAACGAUCUUAAACCAAAUAUCGAGAAAAAUGUUUCAGUUGAACUUGGUGGGAAACGAGGAAAAAAGGAUAAAAUUGAGAGAGGUGUUCUCUUGCUUACGUUACUUUGGACGUACGACAAGAAUGCACGAAAUAUUGCUGAAAAGAGAAAAAAAUCGACAUUCUUGCCGACUUUUGGCGCACCAGAUCAAGAUUAUGACUCAGACGAUAGUGACGGUGUCGAAAUUGAUGACACGACGGCUAAUAAAAAGUCUGAAGAAGAAUUAAAGAAAGAACGCGAAGAACGAGCAGCGAAACAAGCGGAACUCAUGUUUGAAUUGAGCAGUUUUGAGAUCAAGUCUGGUGACUAUAAUGUACAGAUCCAUGUCAUCGAAGCACGUGAUCUCGUACCGAAAGACUCGACUGGUACGUCCGAUCCUGUCGUGUAUGUCGAAGUGUUUGGUGAGAAACAGCAAACUGCUGUUAAGAAGCAAGUGUUAAGUUGCUUUUGGGACGAUCUUUUGAUCUUUCCAUUCCGAAACUUGGACAAGUCGGAAGUCGAGAUGGGAUUUGUGCGCUUGAGUGUCAUGGAUGCCAAUACUUUUCAACGUGCUGAACUCAUUGGCGCGGCACAAUUUGACGUGUCGUACAUUUAUUCGCAAGCAAAUCAUCAAUUGGCCAACGUCUGGAUUGGUCUCACGGACAUCACAAACACGACAAAUCAAGGUAUUCAAGGAUAUUUACGCGCAUCGAUCAGUAUCAUUGGACCAGGCGAUAAACUUGUGCCGCCUCCUUCUCCUUUUGGUGAAGGCGCGACAUCUGACAUGAACAAUGUAAUUAUGCCACCCAGCGUGACGCAAAACGUUCGUUUUCUUGGCGCUGUCAUACAUGUGGCUGAGCAUUUGCCGCCAAUGGACGUGGCAGUAGUUGGUAGAGGGGGUCUCGACGCGUAUGUCAAAGGAUCGAUCGCUGGUGGAGACGCCAUUCGAACGCGUGUGCGUACGAAAAAAGGUCGAAGAGACGAACUCUGUCCGAGUUUUAAUGAGGAGUUGAUGCUGGUGAUCCGGGAACCAUCUAUGGCAGAUUCCAUUCAAUUGGCAGUAUACGAUUGGGAUCAAGUCGGAUCCGAUGAAUUAGUUGGGUAUGUGUAUCAGAGUGUCAAAGUUGUCAAAGCAAUGAAUGGAAAGAUUGGCCCAUUCUGGGCCAACAUCUACGGUGCGCCACUCCGUUUAAAAUCCGUUGGUAUUGGUGACUCAUUAAAGAAGCAGAUGAAUACAUACCCCGAUAUUGCUAGUACGUAUCGUGGUCGUCUUCUCCUUACAUUACGAAUUCUAGACAAUGAUGAUGGUCGAUUUGAUGAAACGAAUCAAAAACGCAAUACGAAACGCAUUCCACGAGAUCUGUACCCUCACGAACGAAUUUAUCGCUUGCGUGCACAUUUUGUAUGGGGUAGUCAAAUCCCGUCGUUCAUGAGCUCAAAACGUCCUGGACAGAAAUCUAAGAUGCAGCUCGUAUUGUCGUGUGGUCUCACGGAGAUUGCAUCGUCCCGGACUCGAAAUGUCAAUGGAACGGUGGAGUGGAACAACAUGGAAGAGAGUGAAAAGAUGCUUUUACCGGAAGAUCUAGCGCAAGUGCCCGACAUUUUCUUGUACUUGUGUCGCGGUGAUGGCGAUACUCGAAAAGCAGUGUGCUUUCGGCGCUUUUUAGCCAAAGACUUGUUUGAGGGUCGUCCAGCUCGUGAUGAUGAGGUGGCAAUCGUAGGUGGAUUUAAAAACGAAGUGGGUUGGAUAUCAUUGAAAGAAGACCAAGCAAUUAAUGCACUGGAGGAUGAGACGUUUCCUGGUAAUGUGUUGGUUCGUAUCGGGUUUGGAACCGAAGAGAUGGCCAUGCACACAAUGUGGGAUCGCACCGAUUUAGAUGCAGUAAACAAACGCAUUCCAUACCAAUUACGUGUUCACAUUUAUCAAGGUCGUCGACUUCCUCCGGCCGAUUCGAAUGGUCUGUUAGAUCCGUUUCUUGUUGUUCGAUGUAUGGGAGAAGAGAAACUCACAUCAAAAAAGAAAAAGACACGCGAUCCAUUGUGGUACGAAACCUUGCACUUUGACGUAAAUUUACCAGAACUUAAAUACGCUCCUCAAGUGAUGUUACGUGUGAUGGAUUACGAUGAUUUUGAUAGCAAUGACUUUGUCGGACUUGCGGCCUUAAAUCUUUCGGAAGCAAUCAUUCGGUCCUCGGAUCAGGUCGCAGGCGAGCAUCAACCAUCGCUGCCAGAUCCUCAUUGGCAUCAUAUCAUGUUUCAAGAACCUGGUGAUUGUGAAGGAGAGAUUUUGGCUUCGCUUGAACUCAUUCGAAAACAAUUUCCAGACGAAGCUGUACGACGAGCACCUUCGAUCGUACCCCGAAAUCGAAAAGCAUAUCUUGAAAUCACGGUCUUGGGCCUUCGCAAUAUGGAGCCGUACCAAUUUAUGCCAAUCCAAUUGCCGUUUAUCGAGUUUGUGCUUGGAGGAAAGGAACAUGCAGCUCAAGAAAUGAUCACUGAAAAAUCGAAGCGACCGUCGGGAAGUAAUCCAAAUUUCUUGCAACGAAUUGUCAAGGAAGUUGAGCUACCAGAAAAUGCUCAUUUUGCUCCUCGAUUGAAUAUUAUUGUUAAAGAUACGCGUUUAGGCGGGUUUCAAACGCCUAUUGUUGGCUCAGCUUCAAUUGAAAUGAGCUCAAAGAUUCCGUGGUCAAAACACUAUCGACCUCCUCAGAAUGAUACAAUAGCGGAGAUUGAGAUCGAAUCGGCGGAUGAGUGGGCAGACGAUGCUCCAUUAUUGGGAAAAACAGCAAGAGCGGACAAUUCACCGGAAUUCGAGUCAGUGGACAACGGCGCUGGUGUUUUUGGUGCGUUAAAGGGUAUGGGAGUAGACUUUGAUCCAACGGGAGCAUUUGAAGAAGCAUCGUCUCGGCGCUCGAUACUUGAAGGUGAAGAAGAUGAUCCGGAUUCAAAAAAAUAUUUGAAACAUCGCGAAAUCUUGGAUGGAGAACUCGAAUUAGAGUUGAAAACCAAUCCGUUUGAGAAGUACGGACUGCACAUUGGGCAGAAGAAAAAAAAAUCGUCGUUUUUUGCGGCAAUGAAUCCGUUUGCCAAGAAAUCUCGAAAUGCGGGAGACGACGUUGGGAUGUACAAGAUGGCUGGAUACUUUAAAGGAUUGAUCCGUGUCAUUGAAAGAGAAGAUGAAAAGCCAUUGUUUGAUUUCGAGACAUUGCUCCAGACACUUCCGUACGAAGUGCGAGUCUACGUAUUGGAUGGUGUGGGUUUCGCACCCAUGGACAUAGGUUUAAAUGGACGUCCUGGCAAAUCGGAUCCGUAUCUACGGCUAAAACUGGGAGACAAGAAAAUAAGCGAUCGUAAGAAUUACAUUGAAGACACGACGGAUCCGGAUUUCUACAAAAUGUUUAUGUUUAAUGCCAAGCUUCCAGGUGCAAGUAUCUUGACAAUUGAAGCAAUGGAUCAUGAUUUAAUUGGAGGCGAUGAUUUGAUCGGACAAACGUUCAUUGAUCUUGAAGAUCGACUUUUUGACAGGAGAUGGCAAGGCAUGGGAACGAUGUACGAGACGUCAAGUCGUUUACGGCUAAAGCCCCUCGAGACACGCACGCUCAAUAUUCCCACGUCUCGAGCGCCAAUGGGAACGAUCAAGCUCUGGAUUGAUAUUUUGAGUCCUGCUCAAGCUCAUGAUUACCCUGCAAUUGAUAUUUCCUUGCCUCCGCCAUUGGACAUGGAACUCCGUGUUGUCGUUUGGAAAGCACGCAACAUGCCGUCAUUUGACGCAUUGGAAGACAUGAACGAUCUGUUCUUUCGCUGCUGGAUGGAAGGAUCCGAGUAUCAAGAGACAGAUAUUCAUUGGCGUGCGAAAAAAGGUAAAGGAUCGUUUAAUUGGCGCAUGAAGUUCCCAAUCACUCUGGGUCAUAAACAAUUGAAUACCAAGAUCCCGUACUUUCACAUUCAAGGUUGGGAUAAGGAUGUUUUGUCUGCAAAUGAUGCGAUUGGAGAACAUACAUUGGAUCUCGGUCCUUUCUUCCGUCGGGCGUAUAAGCUCAAAACGAACGUUCAAGUGUAUGAAGACGACGAUGAAACGAGAAAGAAGAAGAAGAAAGCAGCGUCUGAUGAUGAUGCAGCAGUCAAAAAAAUUCGAGAAGCCACUGGACUUUGGGACGAUGACGAUCCCGCAGAUUCCAAGUGGUUGAAGCUAGAGAGUCUCAAUCAUAAGACAAACACACGCAAUUUUAUGGGCGAAGUCUGCGUCUCGCUUGAGUUGGUGCCUGGUGAGACGGCGAAGAAGAAUCCUGUGGGUCAAGGCCGAUCAUCUCCGAACAAUUCUCCGUCCUUCCAUUUGCCAUCGAUUGACGUGCUGCUUCUGUUGCGUCCUCUUUAUGGUGCUCGUCUACUUCCUGGCGCCAUUUAUCAACGUGGCGAUCAUUACUCUUCGGGGGAUUGUGAUAAGAGACGUGCGUUUCUCCAUGUAAAGGGUGUCACAGUGCCGCUUGUGAUGCCUCGGCUUGCGAGCAAUCGGGUCGGGAUCCAGGUGACUCAACAAGACGAUGUGAUGGUUAGUAACGAGACAACAGUUCAUUCUCAAAUCAAGACCAGUGAGUCUCUUUUGACGCUGGAAGCGGCCAAAGCACAACGACAAAAGGAACGAUUGCGAAAGAAAAAAGCUGAGCGACGAGCUCAAGCGAAACAACGUCUGGCUGAUAAAGCGCGACGACAGGAGGAAAGAGAGCAGCAUGAGGUGGAAAAGAUGACGAAAGAGGAUUUUUCGAUCAGUUGGAAGUUUGAAGAAGAAUACUCGGUGCAGCCAACGUCAACCACGAUCGAGUUGUUACCGAAAAGUAGCCAGAAUUCUCACUCGUAUAGUCCAGAUGCAGCCGCUUUGACGAUACAAAAAGCGUUAAAACGGCAAUUAAGAAAAUGCCAGUGGAUAUUUCGACACUCGCCCCGAAUUUUCGUCGAAGAAACGAAUAUGAUGAUGACUUUGGAUGAGUCAAACACAAUAUUUACGUUAGAUGAGAUGCUUCAAGUUGUUCCUCCAUUAGAUCUACCUCAAUUAAAGCCAUGUGUGUCUCCACGAAGCGUCAACUCUUGCUGUUCCUGCUCUGACGAAGGAUCGUAUCCAUGCUCGUGCUCAUCGUAUUCUUGUUCUUGCUCCUGUAGCUCGAGUUCGUCGGAAUCAUUUCAUAUUGAAUCCGAGGAAAUUGCUAGAAUUGAACGACAUGGAAUUGAGAAGACACUGACUGUCGAUGAUCAUCUAAUGGCUGUCAAGAUUCAAGCAAGAAUUCGUGGAAAUCAAGGACGAAUCAAAGCUCUUCGACAAAGUCUCGCAUUGGAUCAACAAUUAAAACACGAUGCAAUGAUUGAAUUACAAGAAGCAGCUGUAGUGAAGAUUCAGACGAGAGCUCGACACAUGUUAAAACGAAAGAAACGUGAAAAGAUUCGAGGUGAUCAAAAGAACGUUGAAUCAUUAACAUCAGAACCAGGAGUGUAUGCAACUUGUACUGAUAUCGGAAUGUGGCCAAAAGAACUUGAUCUCGAGGCUCUUGAAGCUACGUACGAUAUCGAAGAGAUGAAUUUCACUGGAAAUGAACAACACGUUCGAGUCUUUUGUGGGACGUGGAAUAUGCAUGCGAAGAAACCGCGAGAUGAUUUACGUCAUUGGAUUCGGUGGCACAAGUAUCAUAUUGUAGCAGUUGGGAGUGAAGAAUGUAUUCAUUCUAUUGCAAAGAGUGUUGUAUUUACGUCGAAAAAGUCAUGGGAAAACAAAUUAAAAGAAACAGUAGGACCAAAUUAUGUUCUUGUGGCAUCUCAUGCUUUGACAGCAAUUCACAAUGUAGUGUUUGUACACACUAGUCUUGUGCCAUUGUUAAGUAACAUUCAAUCGGAUGCUGUGGCAACAGGAUUAGGUAAUCAACUUGGUAACAAAGGUGGUGUUGGAAUUGCUUUUUCACUUGGUGCCACAACUUUUGCAUUUGUCAAUUGCCACUUUGAUGCACAUCAAGGAAAUGUAGCAAAACGUAAUGGAAAUUUUCAUCGUAUAAAUUACGAAUUGAAACUUUCCCCUCGUACUCUUUCAAAUACACUAGACGAGGGGACGAUUAGUCCACUUUCAAACAUUAAAAGUGGACCACAAGGACUUGGACGUACGUCUGUAAAUCGCUUUUCAUUACCAACAGUGACUGGAAGUAACUUUUCAAGCUCAAGACGUGCCGUUAGUGAAUUAUUUGAUCGUGUUUUCUGGUAUGGUGACUUGAAUUAUCGAAUCAAUGGUACGAGACGUAUGGUAGAUACUUUACUACUACAAAAUCAAUAUGAUGUUUUGUACGCCAAUGAUCAAUUACAACGUGAGAUGAAAGCUGGUCAUGUCUUUCCUCAUUUUCAAGAAGGACCUUUACAUUUUCGACCAACGUAUAAAUUUGAUAAACGCAGUGACGUGUAUGAUUCUUCGUCAAAGCAACGAAUUCCAUCUUGGACUGAUCGUGUUUUAUAUUUAUCGAACCAGAAAGAGCAUGAUAUUCAAGUGUUAAGUUAUCGUAGUGAACCAAACUUUCGAACAUCAGAUCAUCGACCUGUAUGUGCUACAUUUCAAGUUUCAUUUCAUAAGACAGAGGAAUUCAUGUCAUCACAACGUGAUGAGAAUCUUGCUAUUAGUCAAACAUGCAUUCUUCAAUAA